Messenger RNA from Helianthus annuus (common sunflower), 1298 nucleotides. Its product is annotated as transcription factor JUNGBRUNNEN 1. The record is from RefSeq and is a predicted model, not a curated record. Lineage: Eukaryota; Viridiplantae; Streptophyta; Magnoliopsida; Asterales; Asteraceae. The coding region runs from base 96 to 1067 and encodes 323 amino acids. The transcript is spliced from 3 exons. Gene Ontology annotation, molecular function: DNA binding. Gene Ontology annotation, biological process: regulation of DNA-templated transcription.
CUUCAUAUAACACACAAACAAAAAUGUUCUACACACACAAGCACACCAUAGUAAUCCAUACAUAAAACUGUUUUUUUCUCUAAACUACAGGAUCUAUGGAUAUUGAUCAGUUGAGUUGUAAGAACUCUAACUAUAAUACUAAAUUAGCUGAUGAUCAUCAAGAAGAAGAAGAAGACGACGUACCCCUUCCGGGCUUUCGAUUUCAUCCGCUGGAUGAAGAACUUGUUGGAUUCUAUCUCCUAAGGAAGGUUGAGAAGAAACCCAUCAGUAUCGAACUCAUCAAGGAGAUCGACAUCUACAAAUACGAUCCGUGGGAUCUUCCAAAAGGAGGUAACUCUGGAGAGAAAGAAUGGUACUUCUUUUGCAGAAGAGGAAGAAAGUAUAGAAACAGCAUACGACCUAACAGAGUGACCGGAUCCGGUUUCUGGAAAGCAACAGGCAUCGAUCGCCCCAUCUACUCCGACGAUGGAUCCGUCUGCAUAGGCCUCAAAAAAUCUCUCGUUUACUACCGCGGCAGCGCUGGAAAAGGCACCAAAACCGAAUGGAUGAUGCACGAGUUUCGCCUUCCUCCUCAUUCCGAUAACCACAACAACAACAACAAACACAUGGACGAUAAAUCUAUCGCACUAGAAGCUGAGGUUUGGACCUUAUGUAGAAUCCUGAAGCGAUCUCCAUGUUACAAGAAAACGUUACCCGAAUGGAGAGACGUGUCGACGAAGAAAUCACCGCCGGUCGUUGAAACAAGCAGCGGAGAGUCCGAUUAUGAUCGGCAAAGUUACAUUAGCUUUCAGACUCCUGUGAUCAUGGAUAAUAAGCCCUUUGCUCAUACUCAAAAUAAUAAUCAUAGUCAUAAUCAGCAGUACCAGCACCGGCAUGUGACAAACACAAACCAGUUGCUUGUAGAGCAAGUAACGUCGCCUGUGACGUCUGAACCGCCAUUGAUGGAUGCAUCAUGCUCUAGCUUUUCGGGUCUGGAUGUUAACGAGUUUAUUAAGAAUGGAGAUUGGGAUGAUUUGAGAUCCGCGGUUGAUCAGUUUUGUGUGGCAGAUCCGUUUUACCUCAUGUAAUGCAGGGUUGUUGUUACAUUGUGCAUGGGAUAUUAUACAGGCUUGUAUCACUUAGUUAUCAGUGCAACCGUUUCAUGAUGAUGUUUUUAUAGUUGUAUUGUAUGUACAACUUUUACAUGUUUAUAGUAGUUUUGUUUUUCUGUAUGGUUGCAUGUUUUGAUACAUGCCUAUAUGUACACAAGCUUUGUAGCUGACUUUUUAUUAGAAUGUAAUGAUGAUUUUAACAGUUUU